ACGUUCCGCCCUUUGGUUCCACAACACCUACGGUAUCGUUGUUUUGCUAGGAGCAGUUGUCUCGUUUCGGGGUCAUGAGUGUUGAAAACUGUGAUGGAAGUCUGUCGGUGUCUUUGCGAAACAUACUGAACUCCAUCCAGUGCAUCAGAGACCGAGUCAGAGACGGAGAAUCAAAUGAAUCAGAUGGAGCAUUUAACCUCUCCAACUUCUGGGACACUUUGAACCAGGUAGUGAAGGCAGUGUCCCAGGAAGCAACUAAACUCACCCUGGCCUUCUCAAGACCCCCUCUGCCAUCUUUACAAGAUGGAGAAAAGUUGUCAGAGUCCAUGUUAAAGAGCAUCCUGACGCUGUCUACUGUGUAUUACUGGCUACCCAAAAGCCAAGGGGUGACUCUGCGGCGACAGGUCAGAGACGCCACCGUGGAGGUCCUGGAGGGAGUUGCACAGCUUCUGGAGGUCAUACUCGGCUCACCACUGGGAAGUCUGACCCAGGAGCAGCUUACAUCGACUGGAGGAGUGUGGUCCGCCUGUGAUCAAUUUGCUCAGUUACCAAAAGAAAAUAAGGGAGCUCUGCUGGUGGUUCUGUCCUCCCAGACUGGAGUCGUCAAAGAUGCCAUUGAGGAAAUGGAACAGGCGUUAUCUGAAGCCCAGGAUCCGUUCAACGACGUACUGGACGACGACCAGGACGAAGACAACCGUCGAGGCAACCAGGACACGUACUGGUCGGAGAGGGACCGGCAGGUGAUCAGUCCGUGUCGGGGCUUAAUGAAAGCGGCCGCAGCGUGUAUGAGGAAACUCACGGCAGCCGUCAAAGCCAACGGGGACGUCGCUGGACCUCAGAACGUUGCCCAGCUGGACGAUCUGGCAGACAUCAGCAGGGAACUCAGCCCCAGUGUUGACGAUCUGGCCCUCUGUCUCUACCCACCCAUGGACUACAGUGGAGUGGAAAACAACGUGUCUAAACUGGCAGCACUUUUGAAGAGAUUUUUGGAAAUUAUCAGAUCCAGCCACGUGUGUGGGGAGUCAGAACUGACUUGGGUUCAGUUCUUAGAAGGAGCCGUUGACCACAACCUUCAGAAAGCCAAAGUGCUUAUUGAGAUGGACAGCUAGCUAAUUAUUUUUGUAAAAGGAGAAGGACGACUUUUCCUGCUAUGAUUUGAAGAUGCGCUGAUGGCCACAUUUGCAGACCAGAUAAUUUUUUAUUUUAUUUUUGAUUAGUGUAAAACUGACUGGACACCAAGAAAAGGGAAUAAGAAAUUGCUUUGACUGUGAGAGAAAAAACACAUAUAUAAAAGUUGGACAUACAUUUUGUUGGUAUAAUAUCCAGUUUAUGAUUUGUUCACCGCUGGCAAUUCCUUUGUUGGACCUGGCGUGUGACAUAAGUAAAUAUUUAUCUGUUUAUUAAAUAAAGCCAAAGUAUUUGCUUUCUUUGCAA
Messenger RNA from Fundulus heteroclitus (mummichog), 1434 nucleotides. It is a transcript of the gene ccndbp1, whose product is annotated as cyclin D-type binding-protein 1. Bases 75 to 1109 code for a protein of 344 amino acids. Gene Ontology annotation, biological process: regulation of cell cycle. Gene Ontology annotation, cellular component: nucleus. The transcript is spliced from 11 exons. The record is from RefSeq and is a predicted model, not a curated record. Lineage: Eukaryota; Metazoa; Chordata; Actinopteri; Cyprinodontiformes; Fundulidae.